GCUGAGAUAUAAGAAAACUGCCAGAAACAUUGACCAAACCUUAGGCUUACCGAAGUCAACAGUUUGAAACGUGAUUAAGAAGAAAGAGAGCACUGGUGAGCUCAGAAAUCACAAAGAGCCUGGUAGGCCACCAAAGACCUGUAUCGAUGAAUUCUCACCAUAAUGAAGAAAAAACCCCAAAGAGCUGUCCGACAGAUUUGUAACACCGUUCAGGAGGCAGGCCUAACCAUCAGCAGUCGAUUGACAGUCUGCCAUUACAUGUGAAACUGACAGUGAUUGUUUAUUGUAACUCUUCAGUUUGCGUUUUAUGAAUAUAGGCGGUGUUUUCGUGCCACUGCUGGGUCUUGUUGGGUGUUGUGUCAAAGAAUCGGCGUUUGUCAGUGAAACAGGUCACAAGAACCCAAGAGAAGGUAGAGAACCUUUUUACCACAUCUAAUUCUUUUCAGUGUUUCUAUAGCAGAUGGGGUAUAUGGAACUUGUAAUUACACCUUGAACAUAAAGUUUCUCCUGCAGAACAGCAUUGCUCUUGCAUGUUUUGUUUUUUUUUUCAUCAGGGCAUCUGGUAUGGAUGGUCCACUCGCUGGUCACACAGUCCUGACUGAAUGGGUUCACGUGGAACUAGUCUUGCGUACCAGUUGGGUGUUGAGCUUGAAAAGAGGUUUUGGUGACAACCUUCUCUAAAAUGACAUAAUGUACGCACAACGGUUGAGCGGUCAAAGACAGUGGCCGAUAUGGCCGUCCAAUCAGCAAACAGUAACGCAAGACUCUUCUGUCCCUGAUUAGUGUACUCAUCUCAGCUGAUUUUACGGUCGCCAGCAGAUGUACAAACAUGUAGGACUGGGUGGUCCUGGCCGGUCAAAUGCAUAUUUAGCGCCCUGCUGCUGUUCACUGUGGUCGACUUCCUUCUGUUGCCACGUGCUUUUUUUUGUGGAUUUAGUCAAGUUCUCUUGGUAAAUGACCUUUUAUACCUUUGUAGUCCAGGGAAAUUCAGAACGUUAAAAAUGUCUGUCAUUGCGUUAACAUUCCAGGGUGAAAUUUAAACUGAAAUGGGGUGGCAGUGUGCCAUAAUGAUUUGGGAAUGACUCAAAAGGAUUGUGGAUGCUGCUGUUGUACCCUUGAGCAAGUUGCUUAACCUGAAUUGCUCCUGUAAAAUAUCUAGCUGUAUUAAAAAAGUACUCUAUGUAGGUUGCUCUGGGUAAGAGUGUCUGCUGUCCCUGAGCUAGGUGCAUGGUAGCUCAGACUCUGGCCAACGCUACUUAUUUGACGCAGUGGCAGCUGAUUUUAAUCACCUGACUUAACCUCUCGAGGUGGGCAGAUGUAAAUACAGGGUGAGUUGAACGACCAGCACCGGAUAAAGUAACCCUAGUUGGGAACCAGCUUGCCUAUUGGGUGGGGAUCCAGGGGGAGACACAUUAGUUUAAAGUCUGGCGCAUGCUUGUGGUUGAGGGGGUUGGGGCCUUGAAGCCCAUUCAGUAAAGUUCCUUCUGGACAGCUCCACGGAAAUACUGCCUGUUCCUGCCUGGGGUGAGGAAUCGCUGAAAACUGGGGGAGGUAACAUGCUCGGUCCUCUGCAUACCAACUCAGAUGCCCUGAGGAUAGUCCAAAGGGGCAGCUCCUGGGGGGAUAAUUAGCAUUCCUUCCAGCCAGUGUACACAAGGCUAAUGGUCCUUUCCUAACGCAUCCAAUCUUGUCCUGCAUGUUCAGGAAGUAAUAUACACAUUUAAUGUUAUCAUUUUUUUUUUUAAUACAAGUGACAUUUUUCUAUUAAAUCAUCUCUGUGUGAGCUGGGAAAACUUUAUUUUGAAAAGAUGAUCAUGUUUUCUUCUCUUCGCUUUUGCAGAGCUGAUGUUAAGAUCACUGCUUAUACUUUCUGCUCUACACUGUUCACUUCCUGCGAAUGUUCCACGAGUCACACCCUUCUGCUCUCUGAUUGGCUGAGUGGUUAAAAGAUCUUCACCAUCUGCCAAGACUCUGCAUGCCAGAGUCUACCUUUCACUUCAGUGCAAGAUGCAAGUCAAGACCCAGCGCCUGCGUCACUAUCUUGACCAGAAGAUGGCUGGAACCAGAGACCAGGGCAACUGUAGCGGGGGACUGCAGUGGGUGUGACGCAGAGAGACCUGGAUACACUUGCUUUCUGACAACCGCCAUUUUCUGUCCUUACCAGAAGAUAAAAACGGGAGGGAGAUUUUUUUUCUUAUUUUGUGGCGUACCCUUGCAUUCUGGGAACCUUCUACUUCCUGCCCUGUCUCUAAGAGCUUUAACGGGUAAAGGAGGAGGGCGGAUUAUCUUUUUUGGGGGGACAUUCGGGAACGUACGAGAUGCCCAUCCUGAAGCAGCUGGUGUCCGGAUCAUCCCAGUCCAAGCGGCGCUCGCGACUCGACCUCACCACCGAGAUGAUCAGCGCCCCGCUGGGCGACUUCCGCCACACCAUGCACGUGGGGCGGGGGGGCGACACCUUCGGGGACACCUCCUUCCUCAGCAGCCGCUCCGGGGAGCCCCCGCGGGUCGGGGAGGGAGCGCCCCGCUCCCCCAGGCCGAGCCUGCUCUCCCGAACCUUCCGCACCAGCAAGCGCUCCCAGUCGGUCACGCGAGUGGACCGAUGCGCCAACCCGCUGGCGCCGCUGGCCGGCUCGCCGACCCUCGUGAAGAACGCCUUCUCCCUGCCGCACCUCAACGACGAGGGCGGGGAGAGGGGGCGGGAGAGCCGGGGUCGGGGAGGGGUGCCCAAAAGUCUCUCCUCCAGCCCCGUGAUGGAGCUUCCCUCCGAAGCGGAUGGGACUAACGGGACCGCGGCCCUGGACCCGGAGCAGGCGGAGCGGAGCUUCGGGGAGCUGACGGACCUGCCCGCCUCCAUGGCACCCCGCUGCUGUGGGGCCAUGAGGCGCACCGAGUCCGUCAUGUCCUUCCACGUGGACCUGGGCCCCUCCAUGCUGGGGGACAUCCUGGAUGUGAUGGAGAAAGAGGACGACGGCCUCGGGGGAGAGGAGGAAGGGACGCCCCCGCCACUCGAUGCCCAGGACGAGGGAGACGAGGAGGAGGACAACAAGGAGGAGGAGAAGGAAGAGGAAGAGGAAGAGGGAGACUCACAGGAGCCCACAGUCCAGCCUCCCAUAACUGAGAACGUGGAGAACCCCAUCAAAGACCCCUGCACCCCAGAGACCCAGCCCACACACCCUGAGAACCACCAUCUGGACACCUGCUCCGUUUCCAGCUCAGCUUCCACACCCCUGGAGGAGAUACCACCCGAUCAGCCGCAAGGGGGAGAAACGGACUGCACCAAGUUCAGCCCAACACAGGGGGAGGAAGAGAGCUUCUCUUUCAUGGAGGAGGAGGAAGAUGAUGAAAUUAGAGUGUAAAAAAAAAAAAACAUAAACGACUAAGAUUGACAGAGCGUAUGAGAGAUACAGAGAAAGAGGGAGAAAGUAAGUGAUAAAGAGAAGAGAGAGACACUAGCGGGCCUACUGCUAGAUGAAUGUGCAGUUACCAGGAACGGCUGCUCCUUCUGGAGACGCAAGCGCACAGAGGUUUCUCUUACUGUUACCAUGGAGGCCUUGUGUCUGAAUUCUCACCCAGUCCUGUCUCUUCAGAGGCCUGCUACAUGUAGAAUUCAAGAAUUCCAGUAUAUCUCCAUUGAGGAGAGGCAUGUGUGACUGCAGACAGUAACCGCUAGAAUAACGACUCUUCAUUACAUUCACAUUGGUGCACUGAGAGCUGCGAUAAAUGGUUAUUACAUACACAUGGGCAUGGUGACAGCAAUCACAAAGACUCAAUACAUACAGAUGGGCAUAGUGACAGCAGCUAUAAAGACUGACAGCAUUCAUAAAGACUCCUUACAUGUACGCGGGUUCAGUACUGCUGUCUGUUCCGCACAGGAGAAGACGUUGCUGCUUCAAAACUGCGGUUCUGUUGGGUCUCUCUGCUCUGCCUACAGCUUCCAGUAUGGGCACCAGACCCAGAAUCAUUGUGGCAGUCACUUAAGAUUACGGAAAUGAAGGGCUCACGGCCGUAACUGCCUGUGACCGCGGCUGGCCCACUGCCGGAUCUGCGUGUGUGUCAGACAGCAGAGGAAGUGUGCCAGCGGUUUCAGAUAAACAGAAGCUGCCAGUCCAGCUGCUUCUUUUUAGUGUCUUUUUUUAAUGGUCAGACAGGAAGGUAUGCCUCUGUGUGCCAAAACCUCAUGAUGUUAUUGUGUGGUUAGAGUUACUUUCACACCAGCGUCCGUUCACCUUUUAUUUAACACUGAGGAUUUACUCCAGGUUCAGUGACACUGGGUUUUUCUGGCUGUCUGGGAACUGGGGCACCCCACAGUGGCCAGACGCGGAAGCGUAGAGCAGAAAUGUGGAACGGGCUGCGAUUGGGAAAGAGCGCCCCCUACUGGUGUGCAGAGCGAUGAGGUGCACAGCCCUGUCCUUUUCGCCAAUGUAUUCUCCUCUGUAAACAGCACGCCUUCUAUCAUUGAGUGGGGGGUGUGGAGAAGUGAGGCCCAUGGCCCCGCUGUGGGGGGAUUUGGGGGGGGGGCGAGGGGGGCGGGGGCGCAGGGCCCUGCUGAGAAAGCGGAAAGAUGGUGGUGUGCGUGAAAGAAAGACGUACGUACGCUGCUGUUUCAAGCGGCAUUGUUCCACUCUGAUGCACAAAGACACUAAAAUGCUAGUAUCUUUGAAGCUGUGUCGGACUUUCCGUUAAAACAAAAUGUUAAAGAAGGGCUUUUCAAACUCGGUCUCGGGACCCAUGGUUUUUAUGCUGGUUUUACAGACCCAGACCAGGAAUGCCUUACCUGGGUCCUGGGAAGCUGCAGGGUCUGCUCAGUUUUGUUUAUUUCACCUUAAAUUGAGCAACCGCUUUAGACCCAGGAAGCCAGGUGAGGUAGCUGUGUAAUCAGUUACUUUUUAAUCGAUCAAUUAAGUGCCGAGUGUCAACAGAAAACCAGCAGACCCUCUGCGGGACCUGGGUUGGUUACCUCUGCCCAAGGCAUCUGUUUGUAUUGCCCAUGCCUAAAACUGGCCCUGUGUAUCCAUUUUGGUCUGUGGAUAAGGCAUUUUUUUUCCUUGUGCAUCAGAGUAGACUAAUGCAUAAAUGCUUAAAGACCUGUGCACAGAAGUGAGUGUGUCUCUCUGUACGACUUAUGUGAACUGUGGUACCCACCUUCUGUUAUGUCCAUUUCUAACAGACAAUAAUUCUGUAACAAUAAAGAUGGUUUUUAUUUGGAA
Messenger RNA from Anguilla rostrata (American eel), 5207 nucleotides. Its product is annotated as cdc42 effector protein 4-like. Lineage: Eukaryota; Metazoa; Chordata; Actinopteri; Anguilliformes; Anguillidae. The transcript is spliced from 4 exons. Gene Ontology annotation, molecular function: small GTPase binding. The record is from RefSeq and is a predicted model, not a curated record. Gene Ontology annotation, biological process: positive regulation of pseudopodium assembly; regulation of cell shape; positive regulation of actin filament polymerization. Gene Ontology annotation, cellular component: membrane; cytoplasm. The coding region runs from base 2319 to 3356 and encodes 345 amino acids.